Colletotrichum truncatum is the source of this 1749-nucleotide messenger RNA. Its product is annotated as major facilitator superfamily transporter. Gene Ontology annotation, molecular function: transmembrane transporter activity. Gene Ontology annotation, cellular component: plasma membrane. The record is from RefSeq and is a predicted model, not a curated record. NCBI's taxonomy places the organism in Eukaryota, Fungi, Ascomycota, Sordariomycetes, Glomerellales, Glomerellaceae. Gene Ontology annotation, biological process: transmembrane transport.
AUGUCGGCAAAGAGCGGCUGGACCGAGUCGACGGAUGAUCUUGCCGUGCGCAGGAUCGAGUCCCCUGAUGCCCAGGUGGUAGGAACAUCGCAGUUGUUCGCCGAGGGAGGACAAAUUCGAUAUGUUCCGAUGCCCACACCGGAUCCCAAGGAUCCUCUGAACCUACCGAACUGGAGAAAGUGGACUUCCAUCGGAGCGCUUUGCUUCUUUGGUUCUCUUGCACUCGCCGCCGAGUUCAUCGUCGGUGCCCUCGUGCCAGUCUUCGUGUUGGAAUACUCGGGCAUCGACCCCCAUAUUCUCAGCAAGAUCGAUAUCUCGGCCCUCAGCAAGCCUGGUGAGGUCACUCUGGACCCCGUCAAGAUUCUCGCCGGUCUCGGCGGCCCUCCGCUGUGGCAGGUCUCCCUGCUGGCCUCCGUUCCGCUGCUCGUCAACGGUCUCAGCUCCUACCUACUUGUGCCCCUUUCGAUUGCCAUCGGCCGCCGCCCAGUGCUGCUGCUGUCUGGUUUACUCGCAUGGACUGGCGGUCUCUGGGCUGGCUUCUCUCAGGGCCUUCCUAGCCAUCUUGCUGCGCGUUGCUUUCAGGGUUUCGGAGCCGGUGCUGUUGAAGCUUUGAUUCCUCUGAUCAUCCAGGAUAUGAUGUUCAUUCAUCAGCGCAACAAGGCCAUUGCCUCUGUUGGUGCUUCCCAGGGUCUCCUUAUUGUGAGCUUAGGUAUCAUGAGCCCCAUCAUUGUCUCCCGCCUUACCUGGCGCUUCAUCUACUGGAUCACAUCCGGGGUUGGUGUUCUCGCUUGGAUCGGCCUCAUUCUCCUUGUCCCCGAGACCCGCUGGAUGCGCAGCAAUGACGAAUUGGCCGGAAAGGAGGUCUAUCCUCUCCGUCCCGGUGAGACCCGUCCUCGCAUCGACGAGUCCGCAUUCCGCCCGCGCUCCAACUGGGAUGAAUUCGGUCUCUUCAACUACGGCUACGAGUGGAAGGCUGCCAAGCAGUCCGUCUUCGACAUGCUUAAGACCACCAUCUUCCCCAACAUCAUCUGGGUUAUCCUCAUCAACUCCAUCCUUGUGUCAAUGCAGGGCGCAGCUGGUCAGGUUGGCUCUUCCAUUCUUAUUGCAGCCGGCUGGAAGUUCGAGACGCUCGGCUUCGCCGUCAUCCCCAUUGUUAUCGCCAGUCCGUUCGUGUGGUUCUUUGGCGGUUACGUGGCUGAUUGGAUCUCCAACUUCCUCGCCAAGCGCAACGGCGGUCGUCGUGAGCCCGAAGGCCAUCUCGUCAGUUUGGUCUUCCCCCUCCUGGCCUCCAUCGUCGGUCCAAUCCUGUUCGGUUACGCGGCCGACAACAUUCGGACGCUUCCCUCGAUUGUCGUGCUGGUUUCUAUCUUCUUGAUUGGUUUCGGUCUUCUGACUGCUAAUACUAUUUUUGCUGUGUACUUGGUUGAGAGUUAUCCUCAGUUUGCUGGUCCCGUUUUGGUCAACGUCUCUUCCGCCCGUCUCAUUAUCGGCUUCGCCAUGUCAUUCAAUAUUACGACCUGGAUUGAGCAGCUUGGCUUCUCCAAGAACUUUGGCAUUUACAGUGCCGCUCUUGCUGGCGUCUCUAUGCUGCUACCCGUCAUGUACAAGUACGGCAAGCAGAUUCGUGCCUGGACUGCUGGCCGCCUCGAGCCGUCGAUGCCGGCCAAGACCCUCGAAGACGACGACGAGCAGUACUGGAACCAGGACAAGCCUCAGUGGCAGGACGAGAAGUUGGGUAGGGCAAUCUAA